Messenger RNA from Beauveria bassiana ARSEF 2860, 6861 nucleotides. RefSeq names its product ubiquitin carboxyl-terminal hydrolase. Bases 1 to 6861 code for a protein of 2286 amino acids. The transcript is spliced from 10 exons. NCBI's taxonomy places the organism in Eukaryota, Fungi, Ascomycota, Sordariomycetes, Hypocreales, Cordycipitaceae. Gene Ontology annotation, biological process: protein deubiquitination. Gene Ontology annotation, cellular component: nucleus; cytosol. The record is from RefSeq and is a predicted model, not a curated record. Gene Ontology annotation, molecular function: cysteine-type endopeptidase activity; cysteine-type deubiquitinase activity.
AUGAAGGCUAACUGGAACAGAUCUCAGCUGGAUGGCACCGAAUCACUACUUGCCACCCUUCGAAACAUAUUGUCGCUUUAUUCGCUACUUACCGCCACCCUCGUCAGAUUCGACCAUGUGACGCUUCAACAAGCACUCGCUAGUGACGCAGAGACAGAAGACGAACUUGCCCUCUUCUCCAUCGAAUGCUUACAUAUAUGGUACGAUCUACUUUAUAUCGAAGAGCGACAAACUACGGCUACUGCCUCGACAGAUGAUGCGUCGCCUUGGACACGCAGCGAAAUGUCGAGACUUCUUCUAUCUCCUUUGAUCGCGACGCAUGGCAACAGUACGCAGUGGAUCAGCUCUUUUGCUUGUGACCUAUCUCUGUUUACCAGCACACCAAAGUUUCGACUCCGCGAUUUCACUCUUGUCGCUUGUAUUUUCAGUGAUUGUGUCGCGGCUGAUUACCGAAGGGGUGAAGCAAUCUCAGAGGGCCUUGCUUCAUCAUACGCCGUAGGUGUUGUGCAACAGACUCGAGAAACCUGGCUGGCGAUUUCCGAUGCUUUUUUUGCAAUCAUCGAGAAGAAUAUAUCUGUUCUCAGCAGCGAAACGGCAAAUCGUUUUUUUUGUGCCUUGGCCAAUAUAUUCUCCUUCAUUUGCCAAUCAGACAGACAGGCUGAAAGGGACGAACCCGAUGGUAUUGACCACUUGCUCCAAACAUAUCGACUGAAACACCCAGAAGUAACAUCUGAGAUGUUGCAAAAAAUUGCACCCUGGGAAUGGAGGCUUGGGAUAUUGGCCAAGCUCGUUCAAUCAGGGCUCAUGCAUCUCCGAGUCAUGGCCGUUAACAUGCUGUGCAGCUGUUUGGCCGAAGUUUGGACACAGGAAGAAGCUGCUGCCGACGGUCGUCAGUUUCUACGUCAUUUGGGUCACGUUGUCGACAAUGAAUUGAUUGGCUACAUCGUUGGCCCGUCAUGUCACCCCGAAAUCAUUGUGGCCAGCACCAAUAUUAUCGUAUUUCUGGUUCUAUCAGAUGCGAACACUGAACCUCUACUUGAUCGACUUUGGCGCUCCAUUGAAUCUAGCCAAGACCCACGAGUGGCAGACGCCAUCACACGCGUCACCAACAAUGUUCUUUCUGUGUUGCGCUACAGCGAUUUGGUGCAUCUAUGCGAAAAGUUUGAUGACGUUAAGCUCAAGGAUUUCACACCAUUGCUUCGGAAUCUUUGGGAAGCUUUAAUUGGGGAAAUGGUGUCUAAAGCGCAACUAACUAGUCAACCCCUCCCGGCGGACCCCUUCCUUUCCAUUUUGCGCCUCUUGAGAGAGAUACCAACCUGCGACAAUGGUGCACAUUACGCAUAUCCCGAUCUACACAUGGCGGCAAUGCAACGAGCCCGAGAUCUACUCAACUAUGGCCUGGAAAUUGAAGUUCGAAAACAGCUAUACCAAAAUUGCGUCAGCCACCUGGCAUCUGAUUCGGCAACAACGCUCGGGAGUCUUUGGUUCCUGUCUGUAUGUAUUCGACCGGCCAUAUCUAGUGAGCUUCAGUACCUCACCGAGAAGCACGACAUAGUUCGAGUCGUGGUGGAGGAAUUGGAAUAUGCUAUCAUUGCCGCAUCAGGUCCAUCUCUACUCGUAUUGGCCGGUCACGCGAACCAAGCUCGUCGAGACUUGAUCUCUCAAAUUAUCCAUUUCCAGCCCAAAUCCAUCACCGAAGAGCUGGGCACCAGACUUUGGGAGGUGUUAGUUGGUUCCAAGGCUCUUAAUGCUGCCGACAGGAUUGCGGCCUGGCAAACGAUAUCUACGGUCGGAAACAACAGCGGCUUCCAAAACCCGUUCCUACAAGUUUGCUUUUCCAGGCAUCUUCCCCAUUUAGCUGCCAGCUGGUAUUGUGACGGAAUGCUCAAUUUUGUCAAAGAGAACGUGAUGAUGCGAGUCAACCAAAGCGAAGAGUUCAGUCUCGAUCACGAGGAGCUUGUCGCCAAGAGUGGCAUCGAGCACCUUUGGCGAAUCAUCCUGGCCGCUCAUGAGGAGAACAUUGCUAAGUCUGCAAUGGUCUUACUCGCUUCCGGGGUUUAUUUGGAGAGCAAAGCAAUUGCGACCUGCACAGUGAGCAGAGCUCAGAGCAUUCACCUCAAUUUCGUCCGUCAAUGUCUUGACCUCAUGCGCGAAGCUAGACGUGCUGUGCAAGCUGCUCCAAUCAACGAUGACGCAGAUGACGAUUCGGCUGUUUUGGUUGAACCUGAGCGCGAGAUAGUGAAGAAGAAGCGUGGAUUUUUGCGCACACUAAGACUUCUCCAUUAUUUCUUGGACGAAUAUCGCACCAAUCCUCGGUAUGCCGCUGCCGAUCUUCGGUCGUUGGUACCGGAGUGCGCCACAGAGAUAAAAGGCGAACCGACCACACUUCAGUAUCAGGCGUUCGGUGACGAAAACAAUAGCGAAAUCAAGCCACUGCGGAUAGGCCGAGAAAACUCUCUCGCAUCGCUGCUGGCUACUCUCAGAGAUGAGACGGGCUUCGAGAGCUACAAAGCUUACUAUAGAGGUCGGCCGUUGAUUCCAACCGAGACCCAAGCAGGCAAAUCUCUGCAAGAGUUGGGCAUGUGCGAUGCGUUAAUUCUUAUCAAUAAAGACGUUGCUGCAUCUGAGAUGCCCAGUCACGUCAAACCUGGAUCGUCACCCAUCGAGAUCGAAAUCUUGUCUCACUUUUCGGAGUUCUGGCAAUAUUUGAUCAUGGAUGAAAAUAUCGCUGUUGAGACGUACAACUUUCUUUUACGACUCCCGGCCGAUGGCCAUUUGAUGCAGCGCUUAUUGGCCGAGGAUAUCAAGUAUGAGGACCACUUUGUCCCUGAUCAACCUUGUAGGUUGUUAUACUCCAUUUUCGUCCUGAUGGAGUGCGUGAAAGAGACACAACAGCAACGAAGGUCAUUGGGUCACAACUCAACAAUUCCGAUCGAAAGCGAAUCCUACGCUGCCAUGGUAUACAAGGCUUUACGGCUGCUUGCGCAGGGCUUGGAUGACGAGACUAUUACCCAAGCUGCAUCUGCUCGCGUGAACGUGCCGGUCACAUCAGCCUUAAUAUUUCAGUUUCAGCGCCUUCUCGAUGUUUCAUUACGGCACACUCCUUCUGCACAGGACAUCCCAGGGCCUUCCUCAUGCCGAAUACUGUCAAUACUAGACAACGCUACGGGCUCGGAAGAUGAUGAACUCGUUCAUCUCAGUGCUAAGUGCCUAUCUUUGAUCCUCAGAUUGGGAUUAGUCAAUGAGGCAUUCUGGCUGGCAUUGUCCGAUAGCCCGUUGCUGGCAGAGCUGAUGCGUCGGACAUGCGUCUUGUCCAAUCAAAAACAAUUCCGGCAUUUCUGCGUCAGCUUAAUCGAGGACAGCAUUAAAAAGGAGUUCGAGAUGGCUGAUAGAAAUGGCUGCAUCGCAAAGUACUUUUGGUCUUGGGCGCUGGAGACGUUGACUACCAUCCCGAAACUGGGAGAAAACUGCCAUGAGUUGAUGAAGCUUAUGUGCAGUCUCGUCGUUAAAAUGCGUCAAAAAUACCCUGAAUGUCUCGACCUUGGAUCACUGGUCCGGCAAUUGACCGAGUACUUGAUAGCACAUAGAUGCACCGAGGAUAUUUACCAAGUUACACCGUGCGAUGUGGUAGCCGAGGGGCUAGUCACUCUCCUCCUUCGCUGUCUCCAGGUAGAUGAGUCUCUAGCUCAAUCUGUUCCAAGGGCUGCACUCACCACUCUUAUGAAGGAGCAUCUCUUCCCGCCAGAGCAAAAUGUGAUAGACAAGUCUCUGCCAAGAAUCAUUCUAAAUUCUGAAACCAGAGGCAAGCUCUACGAAUGUAUAUACCUGUAUCUACGCGCUCACAACGACAUGUUGCUUGAGACAGUGCAGUUUCUGGACGAGAUGGUUCCCUUCUAUCCUGGUAGUGCUGAACCAUACAUAUAUGACCUCCCCUUUCAAUUUGAGCAAGAGAAAGCGCUGCGGUCACCUGCCGGAUAUGUCGGCCUGCAGAACCUAUCCAACACCUGCUACCUCAACUCACUCAUCACACAAUUGUACAUGAAUCCUGGCUUUCGGAAUUACCUGUUAUCAUUUGAUGUGGAUGAAGCCGACGACUCCAAAGCACUCUUGCAUGAAACUCAGCGGCUUUUCGUGUAUCUACAAGAGAGCAUUGAUCGGGCGGUGGAGCCGGCUACAUUCGUUGGCGCAAUCAAGACGUAUGACCAGGGGCCAAUUGACAUCCACAGCCAGAUGGAUGUGGACGAAUUCUAUAACCUUUUGUUUGACAGGUGGGAAGCCCAGCUUCCGAAUGCCGCGGCCAGAAGGAAGUUCCGGUCAAUAUAUGGCGGUCAGCUCGUACAACAAAUCAAGUCAAAAGAGUGUGGACACAUUUCGGAGAGAUUGGAGCCUUUCUCUGCUAUCCAGUGCGACAUCAAGGGUAAAUCGACACUCGAAGAUAGCCUACAGGCCUAUGUGGGCGGAGAGACCAUGGACGGCGAUAACAAAUACAAGUGCUCCUCAUGUGACCGGCAUGUUGAUGCUGUGAAAAGGGCUUGUUUAAAAGACGUACCUGACAACGUGAUCUUUCAUCUAAAGCGGUUCGAAUUCAACCUUCAGACACUGCAGCGGAGCAAGAUCGAUGAUUAUUUCGCGUUCCCUGACAAGCUAGAUUUGCAGCCGUACACAAUUGAACACCUCAGCGGAUCGACACCCGAAGGCAAACAAGACAUGUUUGAGCUGGUUGGUGUACUUGUACAUGCAGGCACGGCAGAAUCUGGCCACUACUAUUCCUACGUACGUGAGCGCGCACCAAACCAAGACACGACGACCAAGUGGGUAGAGUUCAACGACGACCAAGUGGGGUUAUGGAAUCCUUCGUCGAUGGAAGCAUCGACAUUUGGUGGUCCAGAGCGGCGCUCAGUAUACGAAGAAAAUAGCAUAUCCUUUGACAAGAGCUACAGUGCUUAUAUGCUGUUCUAUCAACGGAUCUCCUACCCAACCGAAGCCGCCGAGGCUCAGCCGGUAUCGGAAGUGAGCCAAUACUCGUAUACAACGAAGGGCGAGGCCCUGAAAGAGCACAUACGGAGUACCAAUGUCUUGCUCCUGCGCCGCCACUGCCUAUUUGAUCCAAAUCAUGCCAAGUUUGUUCAGGCUUGUGUCUGCGAGGGCCUCAGGGUGGGUCGACAUUCUCAAGCUGGAUUAGAGCUGGAUGGACAGUCGGUGGGAGAGGUCGAAGCCCCCAAAGCCUGCAAACUGGUUGUGGGUACUGCAUUGAGUUAUCUGGAUCAGAUAUUCAGCCGCAGCAAAGAUAGUUCGUCGGCCCUCAUUUUUUGCACCAUGCUGGCUGAGUUGGCAAGGACACGGCAAGAUUGCGCAUGGCAUGUGCUCGAAUAUUUCCAGCAUCGCCCCGCUGUGCUUCGCUCGCUUUUGUUGCGAAACCCGGAACGCAAUGUGCGAUCCGCCAUCGGCCACCUCUUUGUCGUCUGUAUGGAGAAGCUAUCCAAGAGCUGUCCAGAUUCGUACUAUACUCGGACGAGCGCAGUAUGGCUGGGUAGCGGUGAUGAAGACGAAGACAUGGAUGGUGAUGACGCAGAAAACGAGGGCAUGCUGUCGCGUGCGGUAAAGCUACUCAACCAGCUCUGGAAGUAUUUUCAGCAUCACAUCAGAGCGUGGGAAGAGUACUUUACAACAAUUCUUCACGUGGCGCAGCUUGGAAGAGAAGAGUGCACUGCGAUCCUGGCGUCAGGCUACUUGGAGAAGUGCUUAAGAAUCAUCACUGCGGAUCGCUCCAUGCAACUAGAGCCGAAUUUUGUGAAGAUGCUGCAGAACGUUUACAGGAGGUUCAGCGGACAGGCACCGUCUUAUGUUGCGGUCUUGGCUGUCAUUGAGUUUCUGAUGGAUCGGCUGGAACCAGAACUCAGCCACGAGACGAUUGUGGAGGCAGCUGAUGAACGACUAGCUCACAGCGGUGAGUAUCUUCCGUGGACAGCAGCAGAGGUCAGGUUGUUAGUGACGCACCCUGAGGAAGAGGACUCUAGCCUGUUCAUGGCGCGCUUAUUGGAGAUAGACCAGGCACCGGAAGUCACCAGACGGAUCCUGAAGCGAAUCCUGCGUGCGGGUGAGAUUCCGACGGCAAAGCUGUUGGGCAUGCUCGAACAGACGAUCCGAGGCGAUGCAACUACGGAGCCUCUUGAUUCGUACAUCCGAGCCGCAGCAAUCUUCGUCGACAGCUGCCGUCACCUGAGCGAUGCUCAGCGACUGAUUCAACACAUCUGCGAGCAGGCAGCCAGCUUCGAAAGAGGGGAAGGCGAGGCAUUUCUUGGGCUCAUGUGGCGGGCGAUUGAUAGCACGCGGCUGAGCGAGGAAGAGCGUGGGCGGCUGCGGCUGUCAACGCUGCAUACAAUACCCAGCUGGGCGCCGUAUUUGCUACAGUAUGCAGACAGCCAAGUACGCAAUGGAACGGAGCGUUUGGUGGAUAUGGCGCUGCGUCUUCCGUUUGAGUCGGGGUCGACGAGCGUCGAGGCUGCAGCAUUGUCAUCAGAGCUCGCACUGGCAAUAGGAACUAAGUGUCUCGAUUUCUUGCAGCAUGCGCACGUCAAGCGGAGAGCGUCUAUCGAACGAGACCUUGCCGGGGUGCUAAUUCGCGUGCUGUCUAACUGCAACGUGGUGGUGUCAGAAAGCGAGACAUUGGACGAGGAUGUUAAGGAAGAAUUCAGCGAGCAGCAGCAAGAAAUCCUGGAAAGUAUGACUGCACUGGUUGUGGACCGGGCAGAAGACGAGGGAUCUGAUUGGGAGGGAUCGGCACUGUCAUCGGAGCCGAUGGAUGAGGACGCCGACACGGAAGAGGCGCUGAUUAUGCUAGGGAAUAAUGGGUACGCAUGA